Rhizophagus irregularis DAOM 181602=DAOM 197198 is the source of this 454-nucleotide messenger RNA. The record is from RefSeq and is a predicted model, not a curated record. Lineage: Eukaryota; Fungi; Glomeromycota; Glomeromycetes; Glomerales; Glomeraceae.
UAUUAUUGAUUUAGGACUAUGUAAACCUAUAAGUGAUUCUGGUAAUAUGGAUCCUGAAAUAUUAAGAAACAAACCCUAUACCCCAGCAAGUGAUAUUUAUAGUCUUUCAAUGAUAAUGUGGGAAUUUACAUCAGGUACUCCUCCAUUUUAUCAUGAAGCGCAUGAUCAUCACCUUUGCUUGGAUAUUAGUAAAGGACAACGUCCUGAAAUUAUAAAAAAUACUCCAAAAUGUUAUAUAGAUUUAAUGAAAAAAUGUUGGGAUUCAAAUCUCUCCAAUAGACCAACCAUAAGAAUGCUUGAAAAUAUUGUAUCUGAAUGGAUUAGAUGUAUUAAUGAAUAUUAUAAAAGAAACAGUGAAGGAAUAUAUAACUUUGUGGUACCUAAUAUUGAUAAUCAAUUAGAAGGUGAUAUGAUUGAAUUUGUAGAAGCAAACAAAACUUUAGUACAAGAAUAA